UUUGCGUUUGCUUUAUUUUUCGUUUUUCUGGGGUGGAAAAAAUUAGGGUUUUUUGGUUCUGUUAAUGGCGACGACGACGACGACGCAGGGGCAGCAAACGGCGAUUGACACGGCGGUUCUUGAUGAUAUAAUCAAGCGACUCACUGAGGUUCGGUUAGCUAGACCGGGAAAGCAAGUCCAGCUCUCGGAAGCUGAGAUCAAACAGCUCUGUACUACAGCUAGAGAUAUUUUUAUGCAGCAACCCAAUUUGCUUGAGCUUGAGGCUCCCAUCAAAAUAUGUGGUGACAUACAUGGGCAAUACAGUGACUUGCUGAGGCUAUUCGAGUACGGUGGUUUCCCUCCUAGUGCCAAUUAUCUAUUUUUGGGGGACUAUGUGGACCGAGGCAAACAGAGUCUUGAAACAAUAUGUCUCUUACUAGCUUACAAGAUCAAAUACCCUGGGAACUUUUUUCUACUAAGGGGAAACCACGAAUGUGCUUCUAUCAAUCGGAUAUAUGGAUUUUAUGAUGAAUGUAAAAGGAGGUUCAAUGUGAGGGUAUGGAAGGUUUUCGCAGAUUGCUUUAAUUGCCUUCCUGUUGCGGCGCUUAUAGAUGACAAAAUAUUGUGUAUGCACGGUGGACUUUCGCCGGAGCUCAACCAUUUGGAUGAGAUUAGAAACUUGCCUCGUCCAACUAUGAUUCCAGACAACGGGCUGCUCUGUGAUUUGCUUUGGUCUGAUCCUGGGAAAGAUGUUAAAGGAUGGGGAAUGAAUGAUAGAGGGGUUUCCUACACCUUUGGUCCUGAUAUAGUCUCUGAGUUUCUUACAAAACAUGAUCUAGACCUUGUGUGCCGUGCCCAUCAGGUCGUGGAGGAUGGCUAUGAGUUCUUUGCUGAUAGACAACUCGUGACGGUGUUUUCAGCUCCUAACUACUGUGGCGAAUUUGAUAAUGCUGGUGCGAUGAUGAGCGUGGACGAGAACCUUAUGUGCUCAUUCCAGAUUUUGAAGCCCGCUGAGAAGAAGACCAAAUUCAUGAUGUCCACAAAGAUAUGAUCCUUUCACUGAGAUGGAGUUGGCUAUGCUUGAGAAAGAAAUCGUUUCAGAGCAUUGAAGAUUUGGCUUUAAAGUGUGUACUGAUGCUGGUUGUGAGAACUCUUGGAAAGGAGCAAGACCUUAGUCUUCUAAUCUUUCUUCCCCAAAUUCACUUUCUGCAUAUUUUUUUUCUUCUUCUUUAAUUGGCCUUUAUAACAUGAUUUUCAUCCGCCUGUUGAAAAGCACAUAGUUGGUGUGUACAUGCAUAUGAUCGUUUCUUCGAUUUUAGGACACCAAAUGAAAUGAUUGAUUGAAAAAUCAAAAGUUAAGUAA
Messenger RNA from Capsella rubella, 1342 nucleotides. Its product is annotated as serine/threonine-protein phosphatase PP1 isozyme 4. The record is from RefSeq and is a predicted model, not a curated record. The transcript has 4 exons. Bases 65 to 1030 code for a protein of 321 amino acids. NCBI's taxonomy places the organism in Eukaryota, Viridiplantae, Streptophyta, Magnoliopsida, Brassicales, Brassicaceae. Gene Ontology annotation, cellular component: nucleus; cytoplasm. Gene Ontology annotation, molecular function: protein serine/threonine phosphatase activity.